Molecule: messenger RNA, 2434 nt
Organism: Patiria miniata (bat star)
Lineage: Eukaryota; Metazoa; Echinodermata; Asteroidea; Valvatida; Asterinidae
Product: methylthioribose kinase-like
Exons: 9
Coding region: 20-1258 (412 amino acids)
Source: RefSeq, a predicted model, not a curated record
AACCGUACAGUUGUGGAUAAUGUCGAUUGUUGUUCAUAAACAAGAGUGUGUUCAAUUUAGACACAUGAGCGGUGACCUGUUUGCAGAGUCAAACAUGGAUUUUACUAGCGAAGGCGGACUGCAGAUACUGUUCAGGGGAACUUUUGGCCAAAAAUGGAGGAACAGUUUUGGUAAUCAUGGAAACGAAAAGUCAUUCCAGUUGGACACUUCCAAUUACAUCGUACACAAUGUAGAAGGCGGGUAUUUGAAUCGUGUUUACAGGCUGUGCAGCAAGAACGACCAAUCGCAAUCCGUCUUCAUUAAACAUGCUCCACCAUUCAUCAAGUGCCUGGGUUACGACCAACCGCUUGGAGAAGAGAGGCUUCACACCGAGUUCCUUGCUCUUAGGAAGUUCCAGCAAGCUGUACCUGGUUCAGUGCCUGAUGUGUAUUUCCACGACGAAGAAACAAAAUGUGUUGUCAUGGAGGAUCUCAGGAACUACGAAGUCAUGGGCAGUCAAUUAAGCCAAGGCUGUCUGGACAUCGUCCUGGUCAGGCGACUAGCCAGCGUGGUCGCCAAACUGCAUCGGAAUACGCACGUCGCGACUACCUCAAGCAGCGAAUUCACGACAAUGCUGGAAACAUUCCGGAAUGAAGAGAUGGUUGCUUUGAAUGCCGACAUGACCUUUGACCUCAGCAAUCCGGCCAAUCGCUGCUCUCCGGAGCUGGAGGGUCCGGCUUGCAGUAUUCGGAAGGACCCCGAGAUCGUUGCGAACAUUCAGAGCCUUCACUUGGUCUUCUUGCAGCGUAAGGAAUGCCUGACACACGGAGACCUGCACCUUGGCUCCGUUAUGGUGAACGAGUCGUCCGUAAAGUUGAUCGAUGCCGAGUUUGCGUUCAUGGGUCCAGCGGCUUCAGACGUUGGUCACAUUUUAUCCAACUUCAUCUUCUCCUAUGCUGCGCACACUCUGUACCCCAAGGAGGAGAAUUCAUCCAUUGACCACCUCCUUAGAGAGGCAACACAAGAAACAGUGGACGUCUAUUUUGAUGAGGCAAAGGAAUUUCUGAGUGAAGACGCCCUGGCUACGUUAGUGUCUCAAACAGCCGGAUUUACCGGUUGUCACAUUAUCAAGUGGAUCAUAGGGAUUGCCGAAGCUAGAGACUUGCUGGACAAACCGCAGGCUGAACUGAUGUGUCUGAGUAUCGGAGCGCGCUUGGUCAAAGAGUACAACAUGAUCAGAUCUACGCAGGACCUACUACGAUGCAUCUUCGACACAUAAUAUAUAUGGAACACCAUGUAUGUUCCCUCGUUUUAACUUAUAUUGAUUCAUUUGUGGGAAUUUGAGGAAAUCCAAAUGAGGAAUUUUUAAGCGCGUUUUUAAGUUUAAGUGUCUUAAUUUAUUUGAACGUCUGCAUUCAGCCAAAAUGCAGCCUCGUUUCCAUGGGUACGAUGUUUGUUCCCAUCAUGCCUUGUGCGAUCUUUGUUCCCAUCAUGCCUUGCGCAGUCUUAACCCCUGGAAUUGUGUAAUUUAAAUGUGGCACUAAUUGGGACAUUUAAAUUAGGACUGCAGUCGAUGUAUUUAACACGCGAUGCAGCGUUUAAAAUUUGUUAAGUUUCUUUUGAAGAAUCAAUCCUUUUAAAGAUUAGAUUUCGACGUCGCAUUAUUUAGCAAGGGUAUUAAAUGUACCUGCCUGUCGUCCCUUUACAACACAUGAUACAGGUUUUUGGGGCAAUACAAAGAAGGAAUCCAUAUCGUACAGACAUUGUGCAGUUUCGAAAAAGAAAAUUCAUAUGUGACGUGACGUGCAGGAGAUAGGCGCAAGCGCAUAUAGAGCGUGCAGUCUUCGAAAUAUGCGCGCAGUAGGCUUUGAAUAGCCAGUCAGCGUCGUUUACAUAUUCCUCACGACCAGGGGUUAGUGAAGGAACGUGCACGCACCCAUGGAGUCAAGGCUGGCCAGAAUGCUCUGAAUGAUAAAUUUUAUGGUGAAUUUUAAUAAGGGGUUUUAUUUUUAUCUUGAUAUUUAUUGUUUUUAACCCGUAGUUAUAUCGACACACAUAUAUUCCGUGUCAAACAGGGAGUCGAAAGUGAUCCCCAAAAAACUUGCAAUACAGAUACUUAUUAAUUUGUACUUAUUCAUUUGUACGCCACAGCAAGCAACUACAUGUGUAUCUCUUUAACGUUUUUAAACGAACAUUUAUUUAUGAAAUAAAGACACAUUUUGAGGUCACUUAUUUUAUGAAAUUUCUAGCAUUAAUGAUGCACAGUAUUAUCUAUUUAAGUGUAUUAUAUAUACAAAAAAAAUUCCUUUAAAUGUUAAUAUCAACACGUUGUGUAUUAGAAAAAUCAAGUUUGUUUAAUUUGCCUAGUUUUUAAUUGUAAAACCGAAGCAUAACUUUAUACUAAUCAUAUAUGAAUGCAAGUUUGCAAUAAAUGAAAUUUCAAUACUUAAUUUAA